Acanthochromis polyacanthus (spiny chromis) is the source of this 2358-nucleotide messenger RNA. It is a transcript of the gene clec14a, whose product is annotated as C-type lectin domain containing 14A. Gene Ontology annotation, molecular function: calcium ion binding. NCBI's taxonomy places the organism in Eukaryota, Metazoa, Chordata, Actinopteri, Pomacentridae. Gene Ontology annotation, cellular component: cytoplasm. The record is from RefSeq and is a predicted model, not a curated record. The coding region runs from base 247 to 1557 and encodes 436 amino acids. The transcript has 2 exons. Gene Ontology annotation, biological process: positive regulation of axonogenesis.
GGAGGAGGGUGAGGCCGGCGGUCAGUCGGUCCGACAGCAGAGAGAAAUCUGUAGAGAACAAGUGGAGAGAAAGAAGAAAGAAAAGGAGGAAACUGUGGAGACGAAGAGACAGACAGAAGCAGAAAACCGCAGGACAAAACAGGAGAGGAUCCAAAAGGAUAAAAGAGAAAGAGGAGGAAGAAGAGUGGAUAAAACAGGACGAGUUAAAAAGUGACGUCAUCAUCUGAGGGGGCGGAGCUUCAGGAAAUGGCAGGUUGGUUGUUCUGCUGCUGGACUCCUCUUUGGAUCGUCCUUUUCCUGCUCAGUAACGUCUCUGCUGACCCGUCCUCAUCGUCAAAAUACACCCUUCACCAAACCAGAGCCAAUUUUGAGGACGCCAUGCAGCGCUGUUCGCCCGGCGUCCUCACCACCAUCGCCACACAGCAGGAAGUCGACGACAUCCUCAAGCUCAUCAUCGACUCGGUGCCGCUUCAGGAGAAUUUCACCUUCUGGGUCGGGCUGAAGAAGGCCAAGAACCAGUGUGUGGUUCUGUCGCAGCCGCUCAAAGGAUUCAGAUGGACGGAGAACAGCAGCGAAGAGUCGCAGGUGAGCCGCUGGGCCCAGCAGCCGGCUGAGACCUGCACCGGGGUCUUAUGUGCAGCGCUGAUGGGGAAGUUUGACGGGUCGACGGUGAGUUGGGGUCUGAUCCCGGUCACGUGUAAGAGCUCGUACCACUUCAUCUGCAAGCUGAAGAACAGACCGACAGGUGGGUCUCCUCAGGGUGAACAGGCCACUGUAAAUCCACAACCAGAACCCGACCCUGAACCAGCAACACCUGAACGUAAACCAGCUACAACAGCACCACCCAAACCAACUACACCCAAACCCAGACCUGCAACAGCAGAACCUGAGCCGGCUACACUAAAACCUGAACUCACUACGGAGGGACCAGAACCUGAAUUGGGUCCUGAUUCUGUUCCAGAUGUGAUGUCAGAUGUAUGUCAGCAUCCCAGCAUCCCUGAGACCCGCUUCCUUACUCUGGACUCUGACAACAGCAGCUUGGUCCAGGUGGAGUGCUGGUCUACCGUCAGGCUGAACCUGCUCUGUUCGGGUCGACCUGCCAUGUGGCGAACGCUGGACGGGUUACCGGUCAACUUCAGCACCGCCUGCCUGAAGUGUUCAAAUGGCUUCCAGAAAGAUGCCUUCGGAAGCUGUGUGGACGUGGACGAGUGCGCCAACCCAGACGGCUCCCCCUGCAGGCGUUCCUGCGUGAACACCGAGGGCUCCUACAGGUGCGUCUGCUCUGACGCCGACGGGGAACAGCACGACGAAGAUUCUCCGCCUUGCCAGGACCAGGUGACGGUCGAGGACAGCGGCGCAUUGUCGGGCAUCCUGAUCCCGGUUCUGAUCGCUGUGGCGGCGCUGGUGGUUCUGGUGGUGGUCGUCGCGGUGACGGUAAAAUGCUGCUUGAUGAGAAGGUCUAAGAAACGCGCCAUAAAGGCGGCAGAGAAGAUGGCGAUGAAAAGCAAACAGGAAAAGGACUCCUUCCAAACGGCCAACGAGAAGACAGCAACAUGAGGCAGCAGCGCCGUGAUUGGCCGUGUUCAAUGACAUCAUCAGUGUGCGUUUACUGUUGUAUGAGAAUAUAAAAGUGCAUUAGAGAUUUUAAACUUAAACCUCAUCAAACGUCUGACUCGUUAAAGCAGAUUUUCCAAAAACUAUUGAAAAUGUUUGUUUUCUGUAUUUUUUCCUAAAGUAAAUUAAUUCUGCAGUUCAAAUACAACAACCAGACUCACCUGGUUUUUACCUGUUUACUUAAAGGCACCCACUUGGUAAAAUAAUCCCUGAACAUUGUCUGACAGGCAGACUGCUCCUUCAGUAUUUGUGUUGAUAUUCUGGAGCUUCUUUGGUUCACUGUAAUUGAAUACUAAUUGGAUUCAUUAAGAAUCUACCACUAUAUAAAUAAUAAUUAGUUGUAAUUAACCCAAUCAGCUGACUGGUUCCUGACUGGAAAUAACAGAUUAAACAUUAAAUGCAUUUAAAUUCAUUUUUUAAACUAAAAGUUAUAUAUUUUAAAUAUUUUAAAUAUUGUUCGUUAUUUAAAGACAAAUUACUCAUUAGGACAUAUGAUAAAAAAGUGGCAUUCAUAUUUUUUAAAAUCUUAAUUUUUAUAUAAAUGUACUUAAUAUGUUUUCAGUGGCACAUUAAUAAUCUUCUUGAACUUGAAUGUUUUUUUCAGCUGUUUCUGUUUUCGUAUUUUCCCAGUUGAAAAAAAAAACUGCUGGAAACUAAUUAAAAUGUUCCAUUAGUCCAGUUUUAUCAGCCGAUGGAUCUGAUGUGUUUCUGUUUGAGUUUUAAAUUAAACUUUUUUAAAUAUAA